Messenger RNA from Didymella exigua CBS 183.55, 891 nucleotides. RefSeq names its product cyclin-C. The record is from RefSeq and is a predicted model, not a curated record. Bases 1 to 891 code for a protein of 296 amino acids. Lineage: Eukaryota; Fungi; Ascomycota; Dothideomycetes; Pleosporales; Didymellaceae. Gene Ontology annotation, biological process: positive regulation of transcription by RNA polymerase II. The transcript has 3 exons. Gene Ontology annotation, molecular function: cyclin-dependent protein serine/threonine kinase regulator activity. Gene Ontology annotation, cellular component: mediator complex; nucleus.
AUGGCGGCAAACUACUGGGAGUCGACCCAGCGGCGGUUCUGGACAUUCACGAAGCAGCAACUGGCCCUUGAAAGGAAGAAGAUGGAAGAGGCGGAACGCAAUCUCGUCGGCUUGUACCCUCUACCAGAUAGACGGCAUCUCAGUAUCUACUUCUCUCACCAACUGUCGAAGAUGGCCAGGCCACUAGGCAUUCGACAACAAGCACUGGCAUCAGCUCAGGUCUACGUGCGACGGUUUUAUGCCAAAGUCGAGAUACGGAGAACAAAUCCAGCACUUGUGCUAGCAACAGCUUUGUAUCUGGCUUGCAAGAUGGAAGAAUGCCCACAGCACAUUAGGAUGGUGCUUGCAGAGGCUCGACACUGCUGGGUAGACACCUCAUUCAACGACAUCUCCAAGAUUGGCGAAUGCGAGUUCAGUCUGAUCUCGGAAAUGAACUCACAGCUGAUUCUGCACCAUCCCUACCGCAGCCUCAACGAACUGCAGACGCAAUUCCAGCUCACCCAAGAGGAGAACGCACUCGCCUGGUCCAUCAUCAACGACCACUAUCUCACUGACCUACCACUGCUACACGCACCGCACGUCAUUGCCAUCACGGCCAUGUUCCUCGCUGUCGUGCUGAAGCCAACACAAGGCGGGCUGCAGAUGAGUGCUGCAGGGACUGCAAGCGCACUGCAAGCACUUGGCAACGCAAGAGGCGCAGGAGGAGCGGGCGCCCAGAGCAGAGUGCAAAAGCUAGUAGACUGGCUGGCUGAAAGCAAUGUGGAUAUCGAAGCUGUGGUGGAGACGACCCAGGAGCUGAUCAGCUUGUACGAGGUCUGGGAGAGCUACGCGGACAAGACCUGCAAAGACCAGAUUGCGAAGUUUGUCAAGGCGAGGGGGCUGGACAAAUAG